Messenger RNA from Tigriopus californicus, 1361 nucleotides. RefSeq lists its product as uncharacterized. The record is from RefSeq and is a predicted model, not a curated record. The transcript has 4 exons. NCBI's taxonomy places the organism in Eukaryota, Metazoa, Arthropoda, Copepoda, Harpacticoida, Harpacticidae. The coding region runs from base 1 to 876 and encodes 291 amino acids.
AUGGCGGCCACACGGGCCCUCUCCAACCUCCAUAUGAUGGGCCUUACGCCCGUGCUUGAGCGCCAGUCAAAGUAUUUCAUCCUACAUCUUGGAGGCCGUACAGACAAAGUUUCCCUGGAUCGACUCAAGGUCGCCAGAGGUGUAACCCCAGAGGUCGUUGCCGAACCGCCACGCCGCAGGCGUCCCCAAGUUGUGGCCAAACUCGUUGACGGCCGUUGGAUGGACGAAUUGCCGUUGGUUCUUCUUGGUUUGCGGAGAGCUUGGCGAGAGGACAGCGGAUUCUCAGCGGCGGAGCUUGUUUUUGGCGCCCCCUUGCGUCUCCCAGGGGAGUGCCUGGAACCCACUCCCCGUGACUCAACUGCAAGCCACCCUCUCCUUCGUCACUUGCGGGACAGCCUUCGUGGAGUGGCGCCUCCUCCAGCUGAUUUCCACGGUGACCCGCCCAUCCAUGUCCCGCAGAAUUUAGCUACGGCUAAGUAUGUUUAUAUGUUUAUGUCAGGCAUGACGGCCACAAGGAAUUUGGCUAAGGCUAAUUAUGUUUAUGUCAGACAUGGCGGCCACACGGUGGUGCCUCCUCCAGCUGAUUUCCACGGUGACCCGCCCGUCCAUGUCCCGCAGAAUUUGGCUACGGCUAAGUAUGUUUAUGUCAGACAUGGCGGCCACACGGGCCCUCUCCAACCUCCAUAUGAUGGGCCUUACGCCGUGCUUGAGCGCCAGUCAAAGUAUUUCAUCCUAAAUCUUGGAGGCCGUACAGACAAAGUUUCCCUGGAUCGACUCAAGGUCGCCAGAGGUGUAACCCCAGAGGUCGUUGCCGAACCGCCACGCCGCAGGCGUCCCCAAGUUGUGGUACAGUUUGACCCAAAAAAAAAACUCUGACAGAAGAUCAUCAGGUGCUUGUGGCUCGUGACCUCGAUUUCCUGCCCUUGGGCGCUCGGUACCCGAGGGUCACGAGGUCGGGGCGUGUCUUGCGCCUUUCUGUGCGCUACUCGCGCCAAAUCGCCAGCUACGGCAUCAUUCGUCACCAUAGAGUUUGAUGUGUUCCCUCAUUGGGGGAGUACUGUAGCGGCUACCAUUUCCAUAGUUUAAAGGCUGCAUUAUCUCGGCAAGUUUGAUGAUCUGUGGUUCGCUAUUUUUGAGGGUUUGUUGUGUGGACACAAAAGGGGCCGAUAAUAAACACACAGUUGCAUUUGAUACUUUGUCUCUGUAAUUUAGUGCAUUUAGGAAAAUCCCCUAAACAAUGAAUAAGUGUUAAAGUAUUUAGCGAUUGCAAUUUCAUUUGGUUUUCAUUCGCCCAGAGCUUCAAAUCUGUUUGAAAAUUCAUUUUGGAUCUACGUAUUGUGAACCUUUUAAACUUACUGUAC